Molecule: messenger RNA, 192 nt
Organism: Podospora bellae-mahoneyi
Lineage: Eukaryota; Fungi; Ascomycota; Sordariomycetes; Sordariales; Podosporaceae
Exons: 3
Coding region: 1-192 (63 amino acids)
Source: RefSeq, a predicted model, not a curated record
AUGAAGGAUAGGGCGUCAGAUCCCCUGAAACUUAAUCACUUUCUUCACCAACUAGAAUUCGACAUCAAACUGCGUCUUUCGAGCUACUUACGAAGCCUCAAUGCUCCUCAACCAAAAAACAUACAAAUGUCAAACAUUCAACACGCGUUUACGUUGAGGGCGGAAGCGUUCACCCCAAGCCGAGGUGUGUGA